AUGAGUCAAGAUAGACAUGCUAAAGAUACUCUUGAUCGUAUCGCUGUAAUUAACGAUAGAUGUAAACCAGGAAAAUGCAGAUUAGAAUGUAAAAAGACAUGUCCAAUUAAUAGAGCAGGAGGACUUUGUAUUGAAGUACUUCCAAAAGAUAAACGAGCAGUUAUUUCAGAGACGUUAUGCAUUGGAUGUGCAUUAUGUGUAAAGAAAUGUCCAUUUGAAGCAAUUAAAAUCAUUAAUCUUCCAAAGAAUUUAGAACAAUGUACUACUCAUCGUUAUGGACCAAAUUCAUUUAAAUUACAUAGACUACCAAUGCCAAGACCUGGACAAAUUCUUGGAUUAGUAGGUACUAAUGGUAUUGGUAAAUCUACUGCAUUGAAGAUUUUAGCAGCAUCUAUUAAACCAAAUCUUGGACAAUAUAAAAAUCCACCAUCAUGGGCAGAAAUUAUUAAAUAUUACAGAGGAAGUGAUUUACAAAAUUAUUUUAAGAAACUUCUUGAUGAUCAAUUCAAAGCAGAAAUGAAAAUUCAAUACGUUGAUAGUGUUCCACGAACUGUUAAUUCUAUUAAAUCAGUUGGAGAAAUUCUUCGUGCAUUAGAUGAAAGAAAUGCAUUUGAUGAAGUUGUUGAAAUUCUUGAUAUUAAAAGAAUUCUUAAUAAAAGAGUUCAAGUUCUUUCAGGAGGAGAAUUACAAUUAUUUGUUAUUGCUACUGUUGCAUAA
Messenger RNA from Entamoeba histolytica HM-1:IMSS, 717 nucleotides. RefSeq names its product ATP-binding cassette sub-family E member 1, putative. Gene Ontology annotation, biological process: ribosomal subunit export from nucleus; translational termination; translational initiation. NCBI's taxonomy places the organism in Eukaryota, Evosea, Mastigamoebida, Endamoebidae. Gene Ontology annotation, molecular function: iron ion binding; ATP hydrolysis activity; ATP binding. The coding region runs from base 1 to 717 and encodes 238 amino acids. The record is from RefSeq and is a predicted model, not a curated record. The transcript has a single exon.